Messenger RNA from Belonocnema kinseyi, 501 nucleotides. RefSeq lists its product as uncharacterized. Gene Ontology annotation, molecular function: nucleic acid binding. The transcript is spliced from 3 exons. Lineage: Eukaryota; Metazoa; Arthropoda; Insecta; Hymenoptera; Cynipidae. The coding region runs from base 1 to 501 and encodes 166 amino acids. The record is from RefSeq and is a predicted model, not a curated record.
AUGAUAUAUAUCGUUCAUUCAGUUUUGGGCAUGAAGAAGCUCUGCGCGCGAUGGGUGCCGCGUUUGCUCACAGUGGACCGAAAACGAAUUCUUGCACAAGCAAAAUUGCAUGAAAUCGGCUUCGAAUUGGUUCCUCAGCCACCGUAUUCACCAGACCUGGCCCCCAGCGACUAUUACUUGUUCCCUAACCUAAAGAGAUGGGUCACUGGUAAGCGUUUUUACUCAAAUGAGGAGCUCAUAGCUGAAACUGAGGCGUAUUUUGGAGACCUUCCGAUCGAGUACUUUUCGGACGGUAUCAAAAAGUUAGAAAAUCGUUGGACUCGCUGUAUCGACCUAAAAGGAGAGUAUAAAAGGGGAAGGGUGAGGAAGGAGGAGGCAUUGCACAUGGGUGGCCAAAUGUAUAGCGCCCGUCCUGGAUCAUUUAUAGAGUGUCAAGGUUAUUUCCUGUUCUCUUCUACAAAUAAUAAUAAUAAUCCAACUUCUAUUAUUCUUAUUGGAUAA